GCAUCAAGCCCGUGCAGAGCACUGGGGCACCGGUGGCUGUGCACUGCUGAAGGCAUGUGUUAUUAGGUAUCGCAAAAUUCUGGGGACCGCGAAGAAUGGCGACGAUGAGGAAAGGCGAGAGCUCGAAGGUCGACGAUAUAGCAAACGUAAUGCCCGUGGAAGACCCCACACUGAAGGUAGCCAUCGACAAUGCAUCCGUUCCAUUGGAAAGCAAGACGUCCUUAUCCACAGUGUUGCUUGGACGGCAUGACUCUGUGUUUCCGGACUGCAAAGCAGCACCGAGCAGGUGUCCUUCGACCAUUCGCUCACCAGGAUACCACAACUUCGACCGUGACGAAACAAAUGAGGUCAUCAUUGGAGUGGAACGGCGGCACGACGAAGAAUCUCUCGACAACGACACCAAUUUCUCACGACGGGUAGAAGGAUCGGCAAAACGUCGGGUAGCCGAGACACAAAAGUGCACAGAGUCCUUUCAGGAACAGUCCAGCGCGCCACCGAGCGAUCCCAGUACAAAACCGACCCAGGACAAGACACUCGCCUGUGCACGUCGCCUGAAGGCCGUCACCAAGCGGACCAUUCAGGGCAAGACGGUCAUCACGAGAUCGACGGCGAGGAAAGAAGCGGAAACAAUCGUCAGGGGGGCAACUGGAGAGAUGGAUUGUAGAAGGAACGUCGACGAGCAAGGCACAGCGGACGAACAGACGGAAACAAAUGAGGAAGAAGUGACUGAACAUUACCACGAUGGUUGAAUCGCUUGAGGCAUUGUCAUAAAGAGGAAACUGUUUGUGGCCCAUGA
Messenger RNA from Ornithodoros turicata, 796 nucleotides. RefSeq lists its product as uncharacterized. NCBI's taxonomy places the organism in Eukaryota, Metazoa, Arthropoda, Arachnida, Ixodida, Argasidae. The record is from RefSeq and is a predicted model, not a curated record. The transcript has 2 exons. The coding region runs from base 96 to 749 and encodes 217 amino acids.